UUUGUUUAUACAAUUUUCAUUUCACGAGGGUGGUUUUCCUUUGCCAGGGAAGGAGCAGGUGAAGGGUUUAACGUUUGAGCUACUGAGUUAACUCUGCUUCUGCUAAAACCCUAUCACACCAAAAGAAAAUGGUGCUGCAAUCCAUUUGUCUUGGGUUUUCUGCCCCAAAAAUAGGUGUCCCCUGUCAUGGUGUAUCAAUUGUUUCUGGAAAAGAUGUUGGUUUUAGGAACCAAAGACUUCUAUACGGAACUACACCUAGAUGUUCGAAGAGGUUUGAGAAAAAUACGUCGAUGCCAAGCUUGACAAAAAGAGGUUUUGUAUGCAAUGCAAAGUUGGAAAAAUCUGGAAGGGAAAAUUCGAGGUUGCCCGUUAGAUAUGAAGGGGUAGAGCCAUUUCGUGGCAAAUCAGGUUCGGUUUCAUUUCAUGGGCUGACUCACCAGUUAGUAGAGGAAGGCAAAUUGGUGUCUGCACCGUUCAAUGAAGGCAAGGGCUCGUUUUUAUGGGUUUUGGCUCCGCUUGCUUUAAUAUCGUCUUUAAUUCUGCCACAAUUCUUGGGUGGUGCCAUUGAAGCUCUCUUGAAGGAGGACACUCUCGUAGAAAUAGUGACUUCGUUGGUAUUUGAAGUUGUAUUCUAUAUUGGCGUCGCAAUAUUUCUUCUUGUAACCCACCACGUCCAAAAACCAUAUUUACAGUUCAGUCCGAAGAGGUGGGGUCUCAUCACAGGCCUUAGGGGAUACUUAACAACUUCUUUCUUUACAAUGGGUUUCAAGGUUAUGGCACCCCUGGUUGCUGUCUAUGUAACCUGGCCAGUAAUUGGUCUCCCAGCUUUAGUUGCGGUGCUUCCUUUUCUAGUUGGCUGUGCUGCUCAGUAUGGCUUCGAACUACGCCUUGACAAGCGCGGGUCAUCUUGUUGGCCACUGGUUCCCAUAAUUUUUGAGGUUUAUAGACUAUAUCAGUUGACAAGAGCCACCUUUUUCAUAGAGAAGUUGUUGUUUGCCUUGAAAGAUGCUCCGGUGAAUUCCCCAGAAGUGAUGGAAAGAACUGGUGCUUUGUUUUCUAUGGUUAUAACCUUCCAAGUCCUUGGUUUGGUAUGCCUCUGGUCAUUGAUGGCUUUUCUUUUGAGGCUUUUUCCAUCUAGACCUGUGGCAGAGAAGUACUGAUUACUGCGUAAUACUGAAAAAUAGGCGUAAGAUUUCUGUUGUCAUUAGUUUUGCAUAAUGCGUACAGGUGUCUUGUCUUCAAUCCGAGAUUUUGGUCCGUAAAUGUACGAAUAUAUACCGUUAAUAUGAAGGUGCAUCAAAAGUAGACUCCGCAUGCUAGACUGGCGUGGUUAUCUUUUUUAACUCCAUCCAAUUUCCACAGGCAUGCUUGAAUACGCAACUCCAAGUACUUUGUAGUUUUACUCUUCAUUCUGUAUCUUGGUAGUAAUGGCUGAUAUAUAUCAAAGCAUAAAAAGGUUAGAUUCUGUGUGGAAAGCUUGAAUGAUGCAACAUCAUUAUUUUUGUU
Molecule: messenger RNA, 1506 nt
Organism: Humulus lupulus (European hop)
Lineage: Eukaryota; Viridiplantae; Streptophyta; Magnoliopsida; Rosales; Cannabaceae
Exons: 5
Coding region: 129-1160 (343 amino acids)
Cellular component (GO): chloroplast
Source: RefSeq, a predicted model, not a curated record